GCUCGCUCGCCGGUCAAUACGUCAUGGAAGGUUUCUUGGGACUGCGCAUCCCGCUCUGGCUUCGAUUGCUUGUGACGAGGUCAAUAGCGCUGGUCCCCGCCUUGUUUGUAGCCGUUUGGCAGAGUAGUGCCGCUGGGGAGUCAGCGGCUUCCCUGUCAGCGGUCAACGAUUGGCUGAAUAUUCUCCAGUCGGUUCAACUACCAUUCGCGCUCUUGCCGUUGUUGCAUUUUGUCGGGGACCCGAAAGUCAUGGGACAUGUAGUAAACACCAGAAUGAGUGAACUUUUAGGUACUCUCGUGCUUGUUUUGGGAGUGGCAGUGUUUUGUGGUUACCUUGUGUUGAUGGCGACAGCAGUGCA
Molecule: messenger RNA, 358 nt
Organism: Perkinsus marinus ATCC 50983
Lineage: Eukaryota; Perkinsozoa; Perkinsida; Perkinsidae
Product: natural resistance-associated macrophage protein, putative
Exons: 3
Biological process (GO): metal ion transport
Cellular component (GO): membrane
Molecular function (GO): cadmium ion transmembrane transporter activity; manganese ion transmembrane transporter activity
Source: RefSeq, a predicted model, not a curated record